This is a messenger RNA of Macrosiphum euphorbiae (potato aphid), 243 nucleotides long. Lineage: Eukaryota; Metazoa; Arthropoda; Insecta; Hemiptera; Aphididae. The record is from the annotation of a GenBank genome assembly.
AUGGCCGGCGUGUACAUCCGGAGACACGGAAGUGUCUUCGCUGACUCGUCGUCACCACGGUCGGCGGUUCAAUCGCGUAAUCUACAGACUCCAGCGGCGGCGGCUUUGAGAUGGCGUUCAGACUCGUACCAAGUGAACGGUCCCUGCAACAGCCUCGACCAACUCGGAAACAUUCCACGGCCGGCUGAGCCCGGGGUGGUCGUCGAGCUGACUAAGCUCCCGCACAGCUUGCGGUGCACAUGA